CGACGACCACCUUGGACUACACUUCGCUGACGGACAUGCCCGACACCAAGGAGGGCAUAGAGGAACUCUGCCCGGUGUGUGGGGACAAAGUGUCUGGCUACCACUACGGUCUCCUCACCUGUGAGUCCUGUAAGGGAUUCUUUAAGAGAACUGUACAAAACAAGAAGGUAUACACCUGCGUGGCUGACCGCUCCUGUCAGAUCGACAAGACACAGAGAAAGAGAUGUCCGUACUGCCGCUUCCAGAAGUGUCUGGAAGUAGGAAUGAAACUGGAAGCUGUUCGGGCGGACCGUAUGAGAGGCGGGAGGAACAAGUUUGGUCCCAUGUACAAACGUGACCGAGCACGGAAGCUUCAGAUGCUACGACAACGUCAGUUAUCCCACCCAGGAAUACUAUCAGGUGGACGACACCCCACCACCUCAGGUGUAGCAAUCACCUACUCCACCCCGGGCUACUCCUCAGCACCUUCCUCACAUGUUCACAUCAAAGAAGAGAUACAAAGUCCCUUCCUGUCCUCCUCCACCUCGUCUCCAGACUCCUCACCAUCCCCCAUGGGCGGUCUGGGUGGGUUAAUAGCAGCUUCUAGUGGUACCAGUGGCUUGGUAGCUUCUGGUCCAGUUGCACCUAUCAUUGCCGGUCCAGACCCAACCCUCUGGGUGACCAACACCCAGUCCACAGCCCCUGGUGUAACCAUAGGUGCACCACCCUCGGCUGGUGUGGGUGGCGGGGGUGGCGGCGGCGGUGGCGGUGGUGGCGGUGGUCGGGCGGCCACGGGUGGCUCCAGGAUUCCCAUCAUGAUACGUGAACUGGUAGACACGGUCGACGACCAGGAGUGGCAGACAUCACUCUUCUCCCUCCUUCAAAAUCAGACAUACAACCAGUGUGAGGUCGACCUCUUUGAACUUAUGUGUAAAGUGCUAGACCAGAACCUCUUCGCUCAAGUGGACUGGGCGAGGAACUCUUGUUUCUUCAAAGAUCUCAAGGUUGAUGACCAGAUGAAGUUGCUACAGCACUCGUGGUCAGACCUGCUGAUCCUGGACCACCUUCACCAGCGUAUACACAACAGACUCCAGGAUGAAACUACACUACCUAAUGGUCAGAAGUUUGACCUCCUGUCCCUGGCCUUGCUAGGGACGACGCAGUUUGCUGACCGUUUCCACGGAGUCCUCAAUAAACUGGUGGAUCUCAAAUUUGAUGUCCCAGAAUACGUCUGUGUCAAAUUUGUGAUUCUACUGAAUCCAGAGGUGCGGUUGUUGAGUGACCGUCGCUCAGUGGUGACAGCUCACGACCAGGUGCGACAAGUGCUCAUGGAAUACAUUGCCAAUGUAUAUCCUGAUGAAACGGAAAAAUACCAGAAGAUAAUGGACCUGCUGCCUGAAUUACAUUAUAUUGCUGAUAAUGGUGAGAAAUACUUGUACUACAAGCACAUCAAUGGGGCUGCACCCACGCAGACUCUGCUGAUGGAGAUGCUACACACUAAAAGGAAAUAGAGAAAGUGUUCAGCUUUCUGCUUUUCAACCGUCCAGUGCGCCACAUGUUUAUAUGAAGGGUGGACACAAAAGUUUUCGUCACCACAACCAGGCUGGAAGGAGGGUCUCCACCAUGACCAACACAUACAACCAUCCCUGGUCAAUCACCAUGGGAUUCUCUGCUAUGGUUUCACUAAGUGAAAACAUAUUGUAAACACUGCGCUGCAUGGAAGGAGCCCUUAUGACACUGCCUAUCCCACUCAAGCCAGCUCUGGGUCAGCUCUGCUCGUUGUAUCACUCAGUAGUUAUGAGGUUGAAAAAAAAAAAUUUAGGUAGAAAAAUUCCCUGCAAUGGAUAUGACUCAUAUGAAAGUGAUGUACUCAAAAUUACUGACCAUCAACCUAGGAGAGAUUUUGCCUGACCCAACACCAUUCUACGGUCACAAGUAUCCGUCUGGUGAAGUGCUGUGCUAGUCAUACCCUCUGAGGGGUGGCAACGUCGUUCCCGAGCCUGAGAUAUGAACAGUAAUCUAUGGUGCUAAGCCUUCCUGGGGAUACCAUAAGGUACAGAUGGCCAAAGGACCUCGUUUAAGACAGGCGGCUAGUGGUGAGUGCUGAGUGGUCCCCUGUUAAUUGUUACCAGAAGCACCAUGGUGCAAUCAGGACUAAUAUAAGGAAGUUGAGGCUCCAAAUGUUGAUCAGUCAGUGGUGCGCUACUCUCACUGAACGAUAUUAUCCCUUACACAUCCUCUGUUUCUGUGGCGCAUCAUACCUCAUUUCUCACUUUUCUUAUGGUGACGGUCUCCUCACUCACUUUGGUACAAAGCUCUCACUUGUGAAUAUGUUUCACCACUUAUAUAUCUAUUUAUUUCUGAACAUAAUUGUAAAAACUGGGCAUUUGUCCAAUCAGCUGCUUGCCCAGAUAUAUAAAUAUUAACUUGAUAUAUUAAUGAAUAACACACACAGUGUAGGUGUUGUGAACUAGUUUUUGAUACUGUUGUUUUGUACAAGAGAUUAUAAAGUAACAGAAUAUUGUAUUCUUGCAUGAGCAAUCAUCUUACCCAGAUAUUGCUACUACUUGUCCAGGAAAUGUGUUCGGUGCGAGGUAGGCAGGCUUGACUGCUCUCCUUGUUUCUCUAUCACUUAGCUCAUAAUGAUAAUUUGUAGUUUGUUAAUCAAGCAGAAGCAUAAAUUUCUAGUGCCUCAACUAGGAUAACCUAGCAUGUACAAAACAGACAUUUUUAUAUGUUGGGGCACAAGAAGCAGCACAUGCAGGGGGCAUAUGGAGCUUUUACCAUUGCAAUGAGACUUAUGAAUACAAAAUAUUUAACAUGUAUUAGGUUUUUAUUGUUUUGCACUGUAUCACACUAAUAUUUUGUGCAUGUAUUUAAAUAAUCACACACACAAACACACAUACAUACACACUCUCAACAGGCUAGGUGUCUUACUGACAAGUGCCUUUGACAAAUGGUAACACACAAAAUGCUCCAGGAUGAACUGAAAAACACCAUGAAAAGGUUCCUCUCCUAAGUUUGGGUUUUUGGUAGAGAAGGAGAGUGAGUGAGUUAAAUAUAAAUAUAUACACAGGAGAGCCCUGUUUGUACAACUCUGGUUCCCAACCCCGUGCAGUAAGCAAAAAUUGCUGCUCGGUGGAAAAAGGAGUGUUUAUUUCAUUAUCUGAUGCAUCUAAAAUGCCUGAUAAUGUGUUUACACUAUCAUAUAUUAAGUAAGUGCUCAAUACAGCUAGGCACAAAGAACAGAUAGAAAAGUAAAAUAUACAGUACAUAAAAUAUGGUGCCUGGUAAAACCACUGAACUAACAAUGGCUCAAUUAAAAGCCAACAACAACAUGAAACACUGAAAAGAGGGUGCCAAAUACUCAGGGCCCUCCCAUAAAUAUAUACACACUCAUAUGAAUCAAAGAUAUCAUAUCUUAGGGGAGGAAAACUGAAGCUGGAUACUGCUAGGAUUGGUAUUAGGACCAGCACUAUUUCUGGUAUAUAUAAGUGACGUACCAGAUGGGACAGCCAAAUGCAUCUCUGCUGCUGAUGUAAAUUAAAUGAGGACAAAGGCUACAAAUGGGUCUAAACAAACUAAGAUUAGUCUGAUAAAUUGUUACUCGAAUUCAACCACAGCAAAUGCAAGGUUAUUAAGAUUUUGAAGGGGCAAGAUAUGAAGCAUAGACAGAGAGAGGGGGGGGGGGGCAGAUCCCACUCAGAAAGACGUAGGAGUAAUUAUAGUGACAAGCGCAUUGCCAGCGGCAUACCUCAACUUAAUAACCCCUGCAGCCAGUGCUUGUUUGGCAAAUGAGAGUAUCAUUUAGGAAUCUCAACAGUUAUACACAAACCUUUAUACAUGUCAGGUUUAUCGUGAAGUAUGUAGCACCAGCAUCACACCUACAUCUGAUAAAACACGUUAAAAAUAAAACUGGAGACAGUAUGGCUAUAUGCAUUGAAGCUGUAUAUAUCCAUAAGAGAUAUGAGCUACAAGGAGAGCAUAAUGGAACUGAACCUGACAACAAAAAAGCAUCCUAACAAGGGAAAACAUACAAAAUACUCACAGGCACUGAUAGGGUAGACAGGGAGAGACAGAGGUGGGAAACAAGUACUUGGGGACACAGAUGAGCCACAAGGAUGUUAGGAAGUAUUUUAUCAGCUUCAGGAAGUGAAAAAACCUUGACAAAAGUGGUAGAGGCAGGCUCCAUAUAGUAUAGUUUUCAAUUUGGGUAUGGUAGGGCCUACUUGGUUAGGAAGGAGUGACUGUCAAGUGGCAUGCUGAGGUGGAGCCAGGAGCUAUCACUUGAUCCCUGCAGUCACAUAUAGGAGAGUGUAUGAAACACAUAUAUACAUAUAUUAAAAGUUACCACAAAUUAUACAUAACCUCCCUACCAGGAUAAGUACUGUAUGUCUUCCUGCAUCUUAAGAAAUUAGUACUGAACUUAGAGCAAAAAGUACCAUAACAUCAUACUGAGAAUAAUUAUUGCCCUACUAAAUUUCAAUUUUACUGUACUUGUUACUGGCAGAAGAUAAACAAGAAAGAUUACUCUACAAUGUAGAAAAAUAAUUUAAACAUUUAAUAACAAUAUGAAUCUCAGUGAAAUAAUUUAGCUUUCAGCACUAGAGCACCGGGGCACAAAUAGAUAGAAGAGAUAAAGUAUUUGAGAAUACAUAAUUUGAUAUUACCUUAUUUUCUGGCACAUGAAGCAUAAGAGUAUAUGAGACAUAUAGACAAUGGUUCCAACCAAUUAUAAUGUUUGUUAGUAAACAACUGCCAAAGUGUAACACAAAGCUUACCCUUGACCCUGACUUUGAGCAUAUAAGGCACAGGCUGAUUUUCCAAGACUUUCUGUGAGAAAAAAAAUGCUCUUUAUAUGCCAAAAAUAUGGUACAUACAAUAUAUACAACAUACAUAUGAAAAGGUAUCUGCAAGGUUUUGUUAUAGAAUGUUCCUGUCACAAACUGGGAAAACAUGUGAUAUCUUAACAUGUGAUUUGACUACAAUGAAACAGGAGAUAAUUCCCAGUACUCUUGUGAUGUAUCAUGUAUAUUGUUAAGAAAUAACUUUGACAUCAGGAAAGUUCUUUAAAUGAGUUUUCUUAAUUGUGGUAAAACUGCAUUAGUAAAAAAAUAUUACACACGCACACGCAGCCAACACUGCACGGCAGAAAAAAAUAAUGCCACUAGAGCCAAAACCUGGGCUAGUGAAUGAAUAGAUUCAUUAAUGUUUUGUCUGUUGGAAUGUGUAGAUACUGUGUUAUACAUCUGUAAGUUACACUCAGAGCUCUACAACAAAGUAUAAUAACUUGAGCUUUAUAAUUCUAAUAUCCCUUACACCUGAGUUUUUCUUCAUUGUUUGAAUGUGGCACUUGUUGUUGUUGUUGUUUUCUGCUGUGCAGUGCCUCUUACAUAUAUAAACAGUAUUUAAUACAUGCAAAUAUAUUAUUUUUAUUUCUUUGCCAUAUGCCUGCUGAUAGGGCCAAGUUAUAGAAGGAAAGUUAGUGUUGAAAGAUGUCAGGAUAAUGUCUUUGUUAAGCUUGAGUUGCAGUUCAGAAUUAAAUACUGUAUAUGUUGUGUAAAAGUGUAUACCUAGCAAUGAGAAGCAAUACUUCUUAUUCUUCUUUAGAAUUAAAUAAAUCUAUUUAGUUUAAGCGUUGAAUUAAGAUUUGGAACAUUCCAUUUCGAGGGAUUCACGGGCAUUCUUCACUGUGGUUAUGCUCUACCUGGGUAGUCUUAUGGCAUAAUCACUGACAUCAUUAUCAUCAUCAUUAUCAUCAUCACUGUUGCUGCUCCACAUUCCGCAUAGCUACUUAUCAUUAUUGCUAAAACACUGCAUUUCUUUCUUGUAUCCUAAUGGUCUCUAUAUAAUUAAUUAAAUUCUGUCGAGUUUCCUUUGUAGUUGUUUAAGUUUCUUUUCAGUCCUCUCUCUUUAUUGCUACUCAUUGCAAGUCUUGAAAUUUUGAUUUAUGCAUUUUCUAAGUUUUUCCUUUACUUAGUGAUAAAAGCAUUAAAGUGAUAUGUGCUACAGACAGCAGGUAGUGGUAUCCCUGCCACUCUCAAUGGUAUCCCUGCCACUUUUAACAUUAAUGCUCUAUUUCCUAUCUCUUGCCUUCUUAUGAUGUGCAUGUAAUUUUUUAAAAUUAUAUUUAAAUUUACAAUACCUAUUAUAUUAUGCUUUUAAAACUGAUACCAGUGAAAAUUUGAGGUGAUUUUAGCCUUUAACAAAAACAAAAUUAUUUUUAUACCAUUUGAAAUCUGUCAUAAAAUCUACUAUAAAUUUUUAUUAUAUAAAAUACACAGAGUGACUUAGAUCUGUCGGGUUAUGGUGUACAGCUGUUGAAUUCUAAGAGAGAUUUAUUUUUGGAACCAAUAUUUUCAGCACAAGAAAGGUGUUGGGAUGAAUCUAAGUCACCCUGUGCUCAUUUUGUCAUUAUAAAUGAAAUAUUCAUUAUAAGUGAGAUAAGUGCCUAAACACUGAAUUGUAACCAUAAGGGUCAUUUAAGUGUGUUGUGAAUAGGCAAAUAAUCCUAAUGAGAAUAAUUCAUUGUUUAGACUCUUUGAUUCCUUCAUAUUUUAUACUAUUCUAUUGUUCAUGAUACCUAUGUUCACUGUAAAGACUUUCAAUGACAAUUUCUUUCUAAAAGAUUUUAGGAAAAAAUAAUAUACUUUAGUAUAUGUUUUGUAAUGACAUUGAAUUAUUGUCUGUUAAAACUGAAACUGUAUAUAUUUCUCAUGUUCUGUAAAGAAAUACACAAGUGUUCUUUGUAAAAAUUGUAUUGUAAGAAAAAUAUAUUUCUAUCUCCAUAUGAUGAUUCUCAAGAGUGUUUUUCCUAUGAUGGAGACCAUAGAAAUGCUUUUUAACUUUUCUUAAUUGUUUCACACCAGUGCCUAUUGACGAUUUUUUUCUGUUAAGAGAAUCAUCACUUGAAGAUUAAGUUUUAUAUAAAACAAACCCAAAACAGGAGUAGCCAUGGGAUUGUAGGUUCUCUAUUAGAUUCUAUAAUUAAUGCUAAUAAUUGAGAUGGGAUUAAUAAAGUGUUUUAUUUAGAA
Messenger RNA from Cherax quadricarinatus, 7013 nucleotides. NCBI's taxonomy places the organism in Eukaryota, Metazoa, Arthropoda, Malacostraca, Decapoda, Parastacidae. The record is from RefSeq and is a predicted model, not a curated record.